Molecule: messenger RNA, 1351 nt
Organism: Telopea speciosissima
Lineage: Eukaryota; Viridiplantae; Streptophyta; Magnoliopsida; Proteales; Proteaceae
Product: transcription initiation factor TFIID subunit 7
Exons: 2
Coding region: 59-1111 (350 amino acids)
Source: RefSeq, a predicted model, not a curated record
UCUCCGUCUUUUCUGUAGUUGAAUGGUUUGAUGGAUUGAAUGCUCUGAGAAGGUUUUGAUGGAGAUUGAAGGCGAAGAUGAUUCGAGAAUAAUAGUUGGAAAUGGCUCGAAGGAGUGCGGAAGAGGGUUAGGAUUUCCAUCUAAUGAUAGAACAGUUUCCCGCCGCCAUGUUUCAUUUGAAUUACUUACCUCUUCUAGGAUUGGGAAUAAUCACGAGGACAUCAAUCCAGAUUCGGAACCUAUGAUUUCUUUUGAAGUUUUGGGGAAGAAUCCUAUUUGGGUGUUCAGCAGUAACGGCGGUGAUGUUAGAACUUUCCGGAGGUUUGAUAGAGGGGAACUCAGAGUCGAUGAUCAGUUCUGUGUCUCUGCAAACAAACCCAUCUUGUUUAGAAUGAAGAAAAUUGAGGUUAAAGUCCCUGAAGGAAAAGAGCAAUGCGUCCCAAAGGCGGUCGAGUGGAGCCGAAGGGUUUCGGAGGCAAAAGGAAUGGCAGAAACUAUUCAAAACGUUGAUGGGAAGUUUGAAGGGGACGAGAGUUUUGGUUUUGAGUCGCUAAACGUCUCAGAUAUUGACCCCGUUAUAGAGUUUGGUUUUGUGGUAAUGGGCCAUGAAUUUGACCGCUACCCGAAGCAAAUGGUUCGAGAUAUAAAUGAUUGGGAGUGGUACCUUGAAGAACCAAGGGAAAAUAUUGAAGAUGAUGAACUGCUUGAGAGAAAUAGGACCAGAGGGAAGAAAAUUGGUGGAAGAAAGAAGAAGAGAGAUAAAAGAAGUGAUGAUGAGGACUGGACGGGUGAGAGUGAAGAUGAGAAAGUGCUAAUGGAAAAAAUAAGAAAAGCAAAAAGGCCCAGACAUACUAUGGCUAGAUCACAGGACCAUGGCGAAGCCUCUAAGGAUAUGGGAAGUAUUAAACAUUCAGUGCAGAGGAAAACUGUCUGUUCUGAUCAAGGUGAAGAUGAAGAAGAUGAGGAUGAAGAUAAUCUUGGUGGUUUCAUUGUGAAUGAUGAUGACCUAGAACUAGAAGAACAUGAAGAAGAGGAGGAGGAGGAAGAAAAAGAUUAUGACGAUGAUGACGAUGACAACGGAAAUGAUGACGAUGAAGGCAAUGAUGACUAGAAGUCAACAUCUUGGAAGCAGCACGUAAGCUGGGAACAUGGUCACAUGCAUUAUGAUGUAUGUAUUUGUAAUUUUGUAUGUCACAGAUUUCUGUGACUUUUUGGUUGUUUCUUAAGAAAUGUUAUGUCAUAUGUGCUUUUUUUCAUCUUUGCUCUUCUCCUUUGGAAAGAAGUAGUAUUUCCCUGUAUUCCAUCAUACUCCUCUGGUAAUCUGUAAUGAAAUGGAAAUACUUUUAGAUUA